UCGAAGCACUGAAAGUCCAGUCGGACCAGGGCUGUGCUGACAACAACGGACCCAUUGACCUGAUGGAGGAGGUGAGGGACAUCGAGGCUCACCUGAAGGAGGAGGCCUGGAAGGUGGUACAUGAGGUGAAGGCCGUGGGCAGGAGAAGUUUGGGCUCGGCCAUGUCCACAGGGGAAAUAGCCACCAGCUCUCUGGGAAGACUGAGCUCAGUGGAUAUGAACACCCCUGCUGAGCUCCGUGACUACUUGGAUGUUGGGACCCCGGUCAAGUUGCGUGACAGCCCACCCAGGCCUGCCCCCCCCUCCUAUCAAGCCCAGGAGCAAACUGCCUCGGCCUAUAAGGUUCCUUAGCUUGCCAAAGGCUGCCACCGGCUCAGGGAGAAGAAGAUCGAGGGCUUGACCUCUCUCCGUGUGAUGGCUCAGAACCACAUGGACAUACUGAUGCCUAAACUCCAUGAUAUCUGCCUUGCCAUUAUAAAUGAGGUGAAGAACCUGCGCUCUGCAGUGUCCUGUGCUGCCAUGGCCACACUGGGUGACAUGUACGUCCACCUCCAGAGGGCCAUGGAUUGUGAGGUGGAGGGGACGGCACGCGUGCUGCUGCACAAAGCCAGCGAGGCCAACGCCUUCAUCCGGCAGGGCGCCAACUUUGCCCUGGGUCACAUGGUGCAGAGCUGCACCCCUACCCGUGUCACGAAUGCCCUGCUGGUCGGUGGGCUGAGGUAA
Oncorhynchus kisutch (coho salmon) is the source of this 722-nucleotide messenger RNA. Its product is annotated as TOG array regulator of axonemal microtubules protein 1-like. Lineage: Eukaryota; Metazoa; Chordata; Actinopteri; Salmoniformes; Salmonidae. The record is from RefSeq and is a predicted model, not a curated record. Gene Ontology annotation, cellular component: cytoplasmic microtubule; cilium. Bases 414 to 722 code for a protein of 102 amino acids. The transcript is spliced from 4 exons. Gene Ontology annotation, molecular function: microtubule binding. Gene Ontology annotation, biological process: microtubule cytoskeleton organization.